Molecule: messenger RNA, 777 nt
Organism: Sphenostylis stenocarpa
Lineage: Eukaryota; Viridiplantae; Streptophyta; Magnoliopsida; Fabales; Fabaceae
Source: the annotation of a GenBank genome assembly
AUGGUUUUCUGGGAAGGAUAUUAUCGGUUGCAUACUAGGAAAGACGAGGAAAAGAAGAAUUUGGUUCCCUUUUCAACAGUUGUGAAGGGUGUUUUGCUUCAGCAGCUUGUUCAGGCAAUUGUUACUCUCUUCUUGCCUGGCCUCUAUAUACUCGAAGAGGUUCAAGUUAAGGAAUUAAAGUAUAGAAUAGAAGCCAUUAUAUUGCUAGAGCUUGGCUAUUGCUUCUUAAAUGAUUUGACCACAACGACAAAAGCAUCUGGGGUUGUAGAGCAACCUUCUAUCGCCAAGCAAAUCUUGCAGUUCCUUAUUGCGAUGUUUGUCAUGGACACAUGGCAGUACUUUGUCCAUCGGUACAUGCAUCAGAACAAGUUUUUAUAUCGCCAUGUCCACUCUUGGCAUCACACACUGGUUGUUCCGUAUGCAAUAGGAACCCUUUACAAUCACCCCAUUGAGGGUCUUCUACUUGACACUAUAGGUGGUGCCAUCUCAUUUCUUAUCUCAGGGAUGACUGCAAGAACAGCAGUUAUGUUCUUCUGCUUCACUAUGGUGAAAGCUGUUGAUGAUCACUGUGGACUAAGGUUGCCUGGCAACAUCUUCCAUUUGUUUUUCCAGAACAACACAGCUUACCAUGACAUCCAUCAUCAACUGCAAGGGCUGAAGUACAAUUAUUCUCAGCCAUUCUUUUCCAUAUGGGACAAACUUCUUGGGACAUACAUGCCUUUCAAUCUUGUAAAGAGGCCUGGAGGGGGGUUUGAGGCAAGGCUAGCAAAGGAAUAG